AUGGCAUUCAACCUCUCAGGAACUCUAACCUUCUUUAAACUCUUCCAAAAUCCGGCCCUCUGUCUUCCACAUCAUACUAUCAAGACCUUUGCAGACCUUCCAGUGCCUAUUGGCAAAGCAUUCGCAGAUUCCGAAAAAGGCAUUGAAGCAGAUAUCAGAGCCGUAAUUCUUGAUAAAGACAAUUGCUUCGCGCUCCCGCAUUCCAACGAGGUUUAUCCACCUUACAUCCAAAAAUUUGAGGAACUCAAGAAAGCGUACCCCGGAUCCAGACUGCUCAUCGUGUCAAACACCGCUGGGACGAGAGAUGAUCCUACCGGAGAGGGCCUUGCUGUCUUGGAAAAAAAUACGGGAGUAAAGGUCUUGAAACAUAAUACAAAGAAGCCUGGGUGUAGGGAUGAGGUAUUUAAGUAUCUCAGGGAAGCUCCAGAUGUCCAGAUCGAGAGACCUGAUCAGAUUGCUGUUGUUGGUGAUAGAUUGCUGACAGACGUUAUGAUGGCGAACUUGAUGGGCGCAAGGGGAAUUUGGGUCAAAGAUGGAGUAGUUCAGAGGAAAACCUUUUUCGCAAAAGCGGAGGAAUCGCUCUCAGAUUUCCUUCUUCGUCGUGGAUAUGUUGCUCCAGAACCAAAAAGCGACUUCGAAUGA
Messenger RNA from Verruconis gallopava, 642 nucleotides. RefSeq names its product HAD phosphatase, family IIIA. The record is from RefSeq and is a predicted model, not a curated record. Gene Ontology annotation, molecular function: phosphatidylglycerophosphatase activity. The transcript is spliced from 2 exons. Lineage: Eukaryota; Fungi; Ascomycota; Dothideomycetes; Venturiales; Sympoventuriaceae. Bases 1 to 642 code for a protein of 213 amino acids.